AUGUGUGGUUUAAUUGUUUUGAACAAAGUUUAUAAUAUCAAUUUUAUCAUAAGAAUGGAAAAUCAUAAUAAUUCUUUAAAAUUGGGUAUUAAUUCUAAUGAUGAAUUCCCACCACCACCACCACCACCACCACCAUCAACAACAACAAAACCAACAUUUUCAUCAGAACAAUAUAUACCAAGAGCAAUUAUUUUAGAGAUUGUUAAAGAGAUUUCUGAAUCUAUUCCAAAGUUUCGCGAAAAGAAUUAUUUUUUCUCUCAUUCGUCAAAAAAGGAAGAAUCAACAAUUGAUCGUAAAUCAAUACAAUAUCACUCAAAUAGAAUAUUAUUAAAAGAUUUAAUUUUAAAUGAUAAAGAAAAUAAAGAAAAAAUUAUUUAUAAAAAUUCAACAAUUACUAAUAAUAAAAAUAAAAAAGAAGAAGAAGAAGAGAAAGAAGAAGAAGAGGAAGAUCAAGUAAAAGAAAUAAAAGAAGAAGAAGAAGAUAAAGAAAUUGAAACUAUUCAUAUUUGGCAACCAAAAGUAUUAAAACAAAGAAAGAAUGAUAGUUGUGGAUAUUAUUGUUUAUAUAAUUCAUUAACUAUAUUAAAUAGUUGUUUCAUUGGUACUGAAGAGGAAGCUAAAUCAAUCUAUUCAGAAUAUUUGGAGAGUAGAGUAUUAUUUUGGCAUUUCUAUUGGGUAUCGAUAAAAUUAUUCCUAGAGAAAUCUAAACAAAAGAAAAAAGAUAAACAAUCAAGAUAUCCAUGGAAUGAAAAGUGUAUUCUAAAGGGUGUAUUAGAGAGAUCCUAUGUGGAAUAUAUGUUUAAAAGCGGUGUAAAUGAUAAUAUGAAUAUGAUAAGUCGUCAACAUUAUCCAAUCACAGUUUUACCAGACUGGGCCAUUCAGUCAUUGAAAAACAAUCGUUUACCAAUCGAUGAAAUUAAAGAAAUGGAACGAAUUUCACAACUAUUUAAAUCAAGUUCAAACUAUACCCAUGUAUUUAUGAUUGGUCAAUCGAUUCAUUGGAUUACCAUAGUAAUCAAUAAAGUUAACAAUCAUUCGGAAUUAAUCGUUUUGGAUAGUAGAAAUCAUAAUUUACUUGGUGCUACCGAUGAUGAAGUAAUGCAAUUGGUUAACAAACAUCCAGAACUCUCUGACCAUAUGAGAAAAAGUUAUCUCUUCUCUUUAAUUGAACCAAAAUUAAUUGUCCAAAUUUUAAAAGAUUGUAUGUUGGGUGAUGCAGAUUUAACUAAAACUUUAUUACAAUUAAAUUUAACUUGUUUCUUGGAAAAUUUCUAUUCACAUGUAAAUAAUCAUAAUGAUAAUGAUAAUACUUUAUCAAUUUUUAAUAAUUUAAAUAUAAAUAAUAAUAAUAAUAAUAAUAAUAAUAAUAAUAAUAAUAAUAAUAAUAAUAAUAAUAAUAAUAAUAAUUAUAAAACUACCAAUAUAACAACUACAACCAAAACAACAACUAAAACUACUUCUAUUUCAUCAUCAUCUUCAAUGACAACAACAACAUUUACAUCAUCAACAUCAACAUCAUCAACAUCAACAUCAACAUCAUCAUCAUCAUCAUCAUCAUCAUCAUCAUCAUCAUCAUCAUCAUCAUCAAACUCAAAUAUAACACAACAACAACAACUUAUUUAUUGGCUAGAGAAUUACUGGCCACCAUCAGUUAUUGAAUAUAAUAUAUGUCAAGUUUUAGAUUCAAUAAUAACAACAAAAGAAGAUAUGGAUAAAUAUUUAGAAUGCCAUAUAUUAGAAUCACUCUCAGUUUGGAUUAAAAAAAAAUAA
This is a messenger RNA of Dictyostelium discoideum AX4, 1770 nucleotides long. RefSeq lists its product as hypothetical. The record is from RefSeq and is a predicted model, not a curated record. The coding region runs from base 1 to 1770 and encodes 589 amino acids. The transcript is spliced from 4 exons. NCBI's taxonomy places the organism in Eukaryota, Evosea, Eumycetozoa, Dictyosteliales, Dictyosteliaceae.